AUGUCAUUUCGGAUUCAGUUUCCUUCGAACCGCGGUUUGAUGCUAUCGUGUUUAUCCCUAACGCUCCGUACAAAGCGAUACUCCUUGCACACAGUGUUUUUCGCCAUACGGUGGUAGAUUGCAGCUGGUUUGAUUUGUAUCCGCAAUCUAUUGGAUCGAUGGGUUGUUUGUUCAACCCUCUGGAACCAAUACUGUGAUACAAAAGUGGUGAAUCAAUUAAAAAACUUGUCGACAGUGCAGUGAGUUUGGGGUUAAUUGUUUGAUUGCAAAAAAUGGAUUGAAUGGAUGUCAAUGGAUUUUGUGUAAGUGUACGGCACAGCACUGAAGUUGGAAACUAGCCAGCAGUGUGGGUUUGGUCCUUAAAGUUUCUGAUUUGUUCAAGGAAUACAGUGCAAAUGGAAUUGGCGAUUAAAAACAUGUAGAAAGUGUUACUGAUUGAUUUUUGGAAAGAAGCCAUUAUCUGCGAAGCAACAAUUUAUCUUAAGACGGGAAAUGGAAGAGUGAGAGCGAGUGAGUGAUCAAAACAAAAAAGUGUACCAACAUCCGAGCAACAUGCUAUCCGAGGAAUAAAUGAAAAGUUACACAACGAUGCCUAGCGCCUGGUAACAUAGACGGCAUUUUCGUGACCAUCAUUUUGCAGUGUAAAAAUGUGCCAUCCGGUUGACGUCGUAAAAAUUAAUUAAAAGUUAAAUUAAACCUAUCGUUGGCUCCGCCCGUGGCCCACGCCCGCUCCCACCGUCGGAAGCGUUUGCCACAGCUGACGCAAGGAGGUGCUUGUUAAAAGCACAAUGCAUUUCAUGUAAUGAGAUUGCUGCUGUUGCUGUAGCACUGCAUCCGUUCCGGAAAACCACUUGUAUGCUGGUCUAGCUCGUCCUACCGGGUGCUGGCGUGUGCAGUCGGUCGUGUUGCUCGUGGUCGGAUGAAUGGUUCGUCGCGCGUUCGAUGUCGUCGGUGGUCGGCGUGUUUGUGUGUGCUUGAAUGUGUAUGCCAGCGUACGGUGUGUGCGUGCGGCCGCAUCCCAUGAGCUAGGAUCGAGAAGGCAAAUUUCCCAAACCCGCUCAGCGUACUGGCAGUGAUAAAUAUGCGUGACCCUUGCGGCCCUCAACCAGGAGAAACUGGUCGUUUUGGUGGUGCGGCGAUCAAACCACGGUGGCACGGGCAGCAGGCGUUGGCUGCGGUGAAAAAGAGUGAGCAUAAUUUAGCGCUGCUAGUGACACCCGCCCGGUUUGUUAGUGUGCGCGGAAGGUACGGAAAAGUCCGCCCGCUUGCGCGAGUGUUAGUGUACAGUGGUAAAACAUCACACCAGCCCCGGGGUAAGUGGCCAACCAGCUGCUGAAGAAGAAGGCGACCCGCCGCCGUUAGUGCAGUGCGAGGGAAGUUGGGUGACUCGACACGAAUUAGACACGCACGGGUUGAGGAUGCAAGGUUAAUACCGAAACCACCUACCAUAUUAAAACAACGAGGCGUUGAGUUUGAGCGAGCCGAAGCUGCUUGCCUCCGUCACUGCCCCUAUUUGCCAUCCACAAAAACUUGCCAUUUCUGAAAGUCAGCGUCUCCCGACGGUGGAUUAGUUUAACAUUGGUUGGUUGCGAGCUGCGUGGAGCACAUUUAUCAAACCAUUUAUAUGCAGUUUCAAGUAAUUAGUGAAGAUGUUCAAUCAAUUCUAUGUCUUCUACGUUGGAGUCUACAUACUACUGUUGCAAAGCAGAAUUAAAGUUUCCGUCAGCUCAACCAUGAUGACCACCACGACCGAGGAGUCUGCCGCUUUACAGCCGUACUUUGAUUUUGACGUGCCCCGCAAUCUAACCGUAACCGUAGGUCAAACUGGUUUCUUGCACUGUCGAGUGGAACGUCUUGGGGAUAAGGAUGUGGCAUGGAUCCGUAAGCGAGAUAUCCACAUACUCACAACAGGCGCUUCCACGUACACCUCGGACCAGCGAUUCCAGGUGCUCCACCCAGAAGGUUCCGUCAAUUGGACGCUGCAGAUAAAAUAUCCUCAAGUGCGCGACACCGGCGUGUACGAGUGUCAAAUUAACACCGAACCUAAAAUGUCACUUUCCUAUACACUUAAUGUUAUUGAGCUGCGGGCGAGAAUUCUUGGUCCGACGGACAUAUUUGUCAAAUCCGAUAGUGAAAUCACAAUGACUUGCGUCAUUCAGCAGGGACCACAUGAGCUAGGGACAAUUUUUUGGUACAAAGGAUCUACACUCAUCGAGCCUUUGGCCCAAGAAAAUGAACUGCUUCCUAGCGAAAAGCGUAGAAUUAUUGUCGAAACAGAUUGGACCGAUGUUUUGACAUCUAGGUUAAAAAUCAAAAGGGUUGUACAAAGUGAUACAGGAAAUUAUACUUGCGUUCCAACAAUGGCAAAAUCGGCAAGCGUGUGUGCCCAUGUGAUUAGCGGUGAACACCCUGCCGCGAUGCAGCACAACGCCGCAUCUAAAGUGUCUCAAAUGCUUCUGCUACAAACGGCGUGUAUCAUAUGUUUAGGUGAGGUAGCAUUAGUAAGGUAUUUGUUAGGGAAAAUCAGACUGAUUGUACGAAGUUUGAGUGGUGUAAAUCACGUAAGAUGAACCAUCGCAUUGCCCUGUAUUUGGCAAUGAAGUAAGUGCUAGAGUGCUAAAACGUUUGUCUAAAGCCAGAUGCAGGGAUUAUGUUUACUUAAUUUUUUUUUCUAUCAACUCAGUCUCAUGAGAACGUGUUUGUAUCAUUGUAAAAAAAUCGAAACUCACUUUUUUCACUCACAACCAUUGAAGUAGCGUAAGAAAUCAGAAAAAAAAGUCACCACUUGCAGUUAAAAUCACAUACAAUAGCCAUUUGUUGCACAGUUCAUGAAACCCUUUCUGCAAGAUCCUACGACAGUCUCGGAAUGGGAUGACUGAACUGUAGCAUGAACUAUGAUUAUUAACUACCGUCUUAGAAGUAGGGCCACCAUCAUGAAAUCAAACUGUACCUUUAAAAAGUGAACCGGUGCUGGAACAUUUAAACAUAAAUUCACUAAGAAAGGAUCUUUCCAAUGCAUAACAGACGAAUAGUAAUACAAAAUGAUACAAAUAUUCGCUCAAUCGAUUCUGUUUGUGUACAUAAGUUGAUGUAAGAAGAGAACACUCAUUUCAACUGCAUUAUUACCACCCUUUUUAUGGCCAACCAUUUUCUGUACUGAUUUUCAGAUCAAAACUAUUUUUCGCCAAAAGCCAUUUGUUAAGUUGAGUGAUAAUUUAACGAAUAUAACGAAUUCCCAAAAACGCUUAAGCAUGCUGCGGUGUGCUUCAUCCUAGCAACGGGAAAUCCUUUUAUGAGCUCCAUUAUCACAUCGAUGAGUUGCCUGUGGUGUGAACAGGAACUUUGAUCUUUUUCGCCCGCCCCGCUUAGUUUGAUGCUCACGAAUGUGACGCUUUGUUAAGGCUGUUAAUUAAUUUGUCAUCGCUUCUUCCCGAAGCGUUCGGAAACUGCUGUCAGUAGUCAGGGGUUAACGAUAAUCUUGAAGCUGUUCGAAAGUUAGAUCCAGUAUUUAAAACAAUCCUUCUGGCGGAAGCUACCAGAAGCACCCGUUUGCUCGAGGGGCCAUCUGAGACCGGCAGUGGUUCGCAAACUUCCCUCUCAGUGGUGGAUGGUUGAUUAUUAUUGCAUGAGCGAAAUAAGCCGGCAACGAAGAGUUGUGGGUUGCUAAAAUAGAUGGAGCAGGAUUCAAGGGAUCCGACCAAAUCCCACCAUACACCUGGCCUGGGCUUUAUCGAUCGGUAAAAAAAACAGUGUAUGUGAUGCCGCCGUUGAAGGGAGGUAUCCUGGCCUUUCGUCAUUAAAAUGGCCUUUACCUUGCACGUAUUUCAUUUCUGCGUUUAUUCGCAUCUACUUGGGAUGGCUAACAGAGGAACAUCCCUAGGGGUACCGGAAAUUAUGCAAGAUGGAUUGUGGAUGUUUUUUUGUAUUUUAAACUGUCGAAAAUGUGAGCAGCAGUGUACUACAGGAUGUGGGUUUGGACCUGAUUUUCAACAGGUUGUUACAACUUUUUUUUUAUUGGUACACUCUUCAUCAUAGGGUUUCCAUGAAAUAUUUUCAGUCUUCGGUUUUGGUAUCGACUGUUAUUCAAAUAAUAAACUUACUUUGUUCGAUAUAUAUUAUUGAUCCGGCUAUUUUCUUUUCAUUAUCGUAUAAUUGGAAACGUUUUAAUUAAAGGAUUGAUAAAAAAUCAUAAAAAAAAACAAUGUUAGGAAAACGACAAAACUGAUGAUAGCAACAUUCGAUGUACAUAUAUUACUUGGUUUAAAAUUCACAAUUCUGUACUGAAAGAGCUGAGUGAAAACGCUAAAAUGAACCCUGUACGGACACAAUUUAAACAAUACGAGCAGUUCUCUGUAGCAUAGCACAUCAUUUCACAACAAUGCAACAAAAACGUGACACACACGCAUUCUGUACAGUGCUCAAACAUUCUGUAGAACAACGUAGCAUUGAUUGAUAGAACAAUUUGCCCGGAGCAAUCAUUAGGACAAUAGAGGAUUUGAUUCAUAUUAUAUUUUAUCAAAAUUGCAUCACUGCAAUGUUAAUUUACAAAAACAGCUGAUUUAUGGAAUGCACGAACCACAUCGUCUGGAGUUUCGAUUACGAAUGUUAAUUUACAGACUUUUUAACGUUAAGCGAAAUGUGACUGUUUAGCUACUGGACACAUUCAUAUGGAUGUAUUGCAUGUAGAAGAGUUUUAAUUCAAAAUGUUACCAUCGAUUCAAUCGGUGGUAAUUUCAUCGAAAUAGUGCAACAUAUUUGACGGUGAUGAUUGUACAAAACUCUCUAGACAUCGAAUUUAUUUAAACGUUUUUAAAGGCAAAAUAUGUAAGAAACUAUUUUCGUUUUCUUUAUUGUUAUUCUGGUGUUAUUUUGAAUACAAUACUUAUAAGAGUUUUAUAUUGUUGUUUUUUUUUUAUUAAUUAAAAACUGUGUAAUUAUUUACUACUAACUUGUUCAUUGACGAAGCUCAGAUACAUGAAGAAGCUUACACGUUUAUAAUUCAAAAUGGGAUACAAACAUGUUUUAGACAAAAUAAGAUAGUGUUUAUAAAAAAAACCUUGUAUAACAAGAAAGCCGGAUCUUCACAGGAGAAAUAAAAACGAAAUUGUCAUCUUUGAAA
Molecule: messenger RNA, 5119 nt
Organism: Anopheles gambiae (African malaria mosquito)
Lineage: Eukaryota; Metazoa; Arthropoda; Insecta; Diptera; Culicidae
Product: zwei Ig domain protein zig-8
Exons: 9
Coding region: 1650-2570 (306 amino acids)
Biological process (GO): synapse organization
Cellular component (GO): neuron projection membrane
Source: RefSeq, a predicted model, not a curated record